AUGGAAGGUGAACGGAACAGAUACAAGGUUUGGAUGGCUUUGGUAGCCUUGCUUGCACUCUUUGGGAUCAACUCGAUACGCCGACCGCUGAUGAUUGAGUCAUCAUCAUCAUCAUCAUCAUCAUCAUCUUGUAAGACGAAAGAGCGACAGGCUAUCCACCAGAAUAAAGAAGACACUUCAGAUCCGCCAGAAGUGUUGCUUAGUGUCCCCUUCUACGUCUACGAAGAAUGGUCUUGGUUGAACAGCUACUGGAUCAAGGAAAACGGGAACAACGAAACGGUUGAGCAUUGGAGCACCAAGACAUCGGACGAUGGCCACCCUUAUUACAACAAACAUGGCGACGACUUUUGGUUUCUCAGAAAUGCAAUGAAACAUCCCAUGCGCACAACCGAUAUCUCCACAGCCAAGCUUUUCUUUGUUCCAACGCUCUUGAAUCAGUUCGACUGGUCGCUGCGAAGAGGAAAGAGGAACAUAUGUUUCAACAAGGAUUGCUGCAAGUACGAUCUCAUCCAACGUACGCAACAAUAUCUCAAUGCUUCUGAAGCCUUCCGUUUGUACCCAGAACGUCACGUGAUUGUCAGAUCUUAUUUUACACCGACGUGGAAGAAUUGGGAUGUAAGAAAACAACCAUCGGAGGGGCUAGUCGAACUCAGGGAAAGCUAUCGAAGUUUCUUCUUUGAAAUGGUACCUAAGAUGCAGGCAAUUGUGUUUGAAGGAAAAGACUUCGCUGAUACAGCUACCCACCAAGUUCCCCGUCUUGGCCGCCAUAUUCUGCCAACCUAUUAUGUUGGUUCCCCUUGUCUCGGCUCGCCAUCCAACAAGAAGACUCUGGAUAUUGCCAUGAUUGCGACCAUGAAAGGCAUAUAUGAUGGCCGCAAAAACUUAUGUAGAUGGCUGAACGGAAACCCCAAUGUGAAAUCCAUAUGCGGAAAAGGAGAGCGCUGUCCAGCUUUGGCAGAUGCAAAGUUUGGAUUUCAUGUGGCGGGGGAUACGUUCGGGUCACAACGACUCAUGGAUGUUUUGCUGUCGGGGACGGUGCCAAUAUUCAGUCAUUUGGACCAGUAUACCAUCCAAGGCGAUUGGAUUGAUUGGGACCAGCUCUCAUACUACAUUCCGCUACACAAUGAUACGACAGCUUACAGCGAGGACCCAGUCACUCGGUUUUCAAUGACAAAUAAUUCUGUGGAAAAAGUCUUCAAUGAACGACUUCGGCGUGUCUUGGACGACGAAGAAGGCUACCGUAAACGACAAAAAGCAGUGAUUGAUCACCUCGAAUUCUUUGAUAUGAGAACAAUAUAUCCCUUUGAUACGUACAUGUACCUUUUCCAGGCGGAGCUGUAUCCAGAAACAAGACACACGCGGAGUCGAUGGAGUGCACUGAUAAUGCCGCCUCCUCUUUUCUCUAAUUCGCUAAAACAAAGUUAA
Messenger RNA from Cylindrotheca closterium, 1425 nucleotides. The record is from the annotation of a GenBank genome assembly. NCBI's taxonomy places the organism in Eukaryota, Bacillariophyta, Bacillariophyceae, Bacillariales, Bacillariaceae.